Trichoderma harzianum CBS 226.95 is the source of this 633-nucleotide messenger RNA. RefSeq lists its product as hypothetical. The transcript has 2 exons. The annotation marks the transcript as partial. Lineage: Eukaryota; Fungi; Ascomycota; Sordariomycetes; Hypocreales; Hypocreaceae. Gene Ontology annotation, molecular function: rRNA (uridine-N3-)-methyltransferase activity. The record is from RefSeq and is a predicted model, not a curated record. Gene Ontology annotation, cellular component: cytoplasm. Gene Ontology annotation, biological process: rRNA base methylation.
CAGCAGCACGACGAGCCGGUGAUCCCCUUCAGCCCCAACGACCGCAUCCUGCUGGUGGGAGAGGGCGACCUGAGCUUUGCCGCGUCCAUCAUCGAGCAUCACGGCUGCACAAAUGUCACGGCGACGGUCCUGGAGAAGGACCAUGCCGAGCUGCUAGCAAAGUACCCCGCCGUGGAUACCAACAUUGCCAAGCGCAAGAUCGUCAACAACAAGCUGGUCUACAACGUCGACGCCACAAAGCUCCCUCCCUCCGUCGCCCGCGUCCCCCACGACCGAAUCAUCUUCAACUUCCCCCACGUCGGCGGCAAGUCCACAGACGUCAACCGCCAGGUCCGCUACAACCAGGAGCUGCUCGUCUCCUUCUUCCAGCGCGCCCUCUCCUCGCCCGCCGCCCCGCUCGCCCGCGGCGGCUCCAUCGUCGUCACCCUCUUCGAGAGCGAGCCCUACACCCUCUGGAACAUCCGCGACCUCGGUCGCCACGCCGGCCUCCAGCUCGAGCGCAGCUUCCGAUUUCAGGCAGACUCGUACCCGGGCUAUCACCACGCUCGCACGUUUGGCGUCGUGAGGAACAAGAAGGGGGAGGAGAGCUCUGGCUGGAAGGGCGAGGACAGGCCGGCGAGGAGCUACGUCUUU